This is a messenger RNA of Chiroxiphia lanceolata (lance-tailed manakin), 2905 nucleotides long. It is a transcript of the gene HAGHL, whose product is annotated as hydroxyacylglutathione hydrolase like. The transcript is spliced from 8 exons. Lineage: Eukaryota; Metazoa; Chordata; Aves; Passeriformes; Pipridae. The record is from RefSeq and is a predicted model, not a curated record. Bases 127 to 972 code for a protein of 281 amino acids. Gene Ontology annotation, molecular function: hydroxyacylglutathione hydrolase activity.
CAGGUACCGCCGCGUCCCGCGGGGACUCGGGGGGGUCCGUGGGGGCCGGGCGGGGGUCCCGCAUCCCCCUUUUGUUGCGUGUCCACCCCCCCGCUUUGCUGCCGCGGCCGGCGCCGGUGCGGGACCAUGAAGGUGAAGGUGAUCUCGGUGCUGGAGGACAACUACAUGUACCUGGUGAUCGAGGAGAGCACCCGCGACGCCGUCGCCGUGGACGCCGCGGUCCCCAAAAGGCUGCUGGAGAUCAUCAGGAAGGAGGACGUGGUGCUCAGGGCCAUCCUCACCACCCACCACCACUGGGACCACGCGAGGGGCAACGAGGAGCUGGCGCGGCUGUGCCCGGGGCUGAGGGUGUUCGGGGCCGACCAGCGCAUCGGGGCCCUCACGGACACGGUGACACACGGCCAGGAGCUCACGUUCGGGGCCAUCCGGGUGAGGUGCCUCUUCACCCCCUGCCACACCUCAGGCCACAUGUGCUACUUCAUGUGGGAGGACGAUUCCCCGGAUGCUCCCGCCCUCUUCUCAGGUGACACCCUGUUCGUGGGAGGCUGUGGGCAGUUCUUCGAGGGGACAGCGGAGCAGAUGUACACGAACCUCACCCAGAUCCUGGGGGCUCUGCCCAAGGACACGAAGGUGUUCUGUGGCCACGAAUGCACCGUCCGGAACCUCAAAUUCGCCCUGAAAGUGGAGCCAGAGAAUGAAAUGGUGAAGGAGAAACUUGCCUGGGCCAGGCGGGAUGACGAGGACCUGCCCACGGUGCCCUCGACGCUGCAGGAGGAGUUUCUCUACAACCCUUUCCUGAGGGUCAUGGAGGAGCCCGUGCAGAGGUUCACGGGCCAGACGGACCCUGUGGAGGUGCUGAGGACGCUCCGCACCGAGAGGGACAACUUCAAGAAGCCCAAGGAGAGGCCCAACCCCCCGGCCAUGCUGGCCUUCGACUGGGGGCUCUUCAGCCCCUUCCUGGAGAAGCAGUGACAUCCCUGCCGUGCUGGGGGUCCCUCCUGGCUGUGCCCAGCCUGGACUCGCUCCCAGUUGGGAACUGGUGUUUGUCCUUAACCUGCUCGUCCGAGGCCACUCCGCUCUGCUCUGCUCUGCUCUCCCUCCGGCUCCGUGUCCGGCUCCCAGGGCAGUCCCAGGGGAGCAGGAGCACGUGGGUGCCUUGGGAGAGCCCAGGCUGUGGUGACCCCCCUGCUGCGCUGGGGCUGCUGCUGGCGGAGGGCCUGGAGAUGUUUUUGGAGAUAGGAGAUUCCCACUCUCCCAGUGCUGGGAUCAGGGUGGGAGCUGCCGCCAGUCCCGCAGCCCCAUUCCCACGGAAGGGAGCUAAGGAAAAGCACGAAAAGGGGGGGAUGCUCAGGGACUGUGGUGCUGUAACCCACCAGGCUGUCAGGCUCUCCUGCCUGUCCUGCCAGCCCUGGGGGCUGCACCCCAUUCCCAGGGGAUUCUCUGAAGCAGCCACGUGGCUCCGGAGCCCCUGGGCCCCUCCCAGGCCCGGGAUGGGCAGGAUGAGGCACAGACACUUGGAGACCCAAGGGAAGCUGGGAGGUGUCUGGUGUCACUGGUGUCCAUGGUACCCACCCAGCUCCACCCUGCACUGACAGACACCCUCAGCACAGCGGGGUUUUGGUGGGGUUUUCCCGUUUUUCCCUAUUUUUCUAGUGGAUAACACUGUGUAGGGCUUUGUAACAGUUGCUGCCUUCAGGAGCCAUUGGAACCCCUCAGCCCACGUGGGGUGUGCUCAGUGGAGCCCAGGAAUGCCCCAACCCACUGGCUUUGGGAGAUGCUUUCCAAGGUGUGACAGAUUUUAGGCUGCCACACAUCCAUUGCUUUUUUCUUCCAAGAUAAAAACCUGUAAAACACUCGGCUGCAACCACACGGACAUUGCCUUGCCUUCACACCAGGGGCCAGGGGACAGCUCCCAGGCCUCCUCAGCCUCCCUUUGUGCAACAUCAGGGCGGUAUUUGAGCUUCUUUUUUAGGUCUGAGAAAUGUGCAGAGUUUUAUUUGCAGCUGGGGGGAGGCACAUUGGACUAGUAAAGCAAUUUUUGUGGAGAAAACUGGGCUUUGAUGGCAGCUCCCAGCGCUGCAAUACAGUUGAUUUCAGGGUCUUUCAUGUGUGGACUGUGAACUGGAGUUUGGGUUGUGGUUGUUCCUUCCCCGGCUGCAAACUAGGCUGAGGUUUUAUUUUUUGCCUUUUAUUAAUAGUUUAGAUUUACUCUCCCUUGUGGGAGGGGAAGGAUUAAUCUGCUGCUUGAGCUGCCUCAGUACUGCUGCCUGAGUUCCUCAGUUCACGGGGAAUGGUGGAGUUGUAGAUGUACCCGGGUGUUCCUCGGGAAUUUGGUUUGUCCUGGGAGCAGGGAUGCACCCGUGUGUGCUCAGGGAGGGUCUCUGAGCUGUCCCUGAGCUCACGGGGCCACAGCUCAAGGGCUGGGAGAAAUUCCAGCUGCUCCUGGUGCCAUGGCAGGAACACCCCCCUGGAACACCCCCCUGGAACACUCAGGAACAGGAACCUGGGGGUGUUCUGGGUGACUUUUGUGAUCUGUGUGUUGGCAACCUGGGAACUGGAGAGGAGACAAAGUGUAGAGCCCUGAUUACUUAAUUUACAGCUAAUUGUGCUUAAUUUAUUGUGCAUUUCUGGCCUGAUGUGCAUGUGCUCAGCAGACACAGUUUCCUCUGCACUCCCAGCACUCCAGGCUGGCUCUGUGGGAGCACUGGCACCUCUCCCUGGCCAUGGAAUUUUAUGGUUUAGCCAAACCCUGGGUGUUAUGAAUCCCUGAAACCACCAACUUGCUCGUCAGGAGGGUGGGGAGGGGGAGGCAGUGGGAGAUUCUUGCCUUAGAACACUGUGAACUCACUGACUGAUCAACACCUGAAAAAUGUAAAGCUUUUAAUUAAAACCAUUAAAAAUGUAA